AUGGAUUUGUCUAUACGCUGCAGUUUUUCAACGCCUGAGACUGUUUCGAUAAAGCGGCUACGUAAAGCCCUGCAAGAAGUAAUUAAAAAGCAGACAGUUUUGCGUACAUCUUUUCAUAUUGAUCCAACUACGGCAGAACGGUACCAACGCAUUGAAGAGUUAACUGACGAGGGAUUCAUAUUUGUGGAAAGCAAACUGUGCGAGAAAUACUGUUCUGAUGCACUACAAACUCUCAUUAUUCAAGAGAGAGCACCAAAUAUAUUCCCACCGGAAGGAGCUCGUCGUGUCCGGUUACAUAUUGUUCGUCGCCACUUAAGAAAAGCAGAAAAACACGGCUGCGAGCCAGACAAUAACAACGAGGAUUCUCUUCAUGUUGGAGAUUUCAUCAUUCUUACGACGCGAAACGAAGUUUUCGAUGGUACAUCCGUGCGCUAUUUGUUAAAUGAUUUAGUUUCCGCUUACAGAACCGGUUAUCUACCUAUUCGCAAUGACGCUGUUACUUAUUUGGACUAUACGAUAUAUACACGUGAAAUGGAUACAUCGGCUAGUAGCGCCUAUUGGGAAGAACUCUAUCAAGAUUUAGAUGUUACAAAAUUUGUAUCUCGCAUUCCAUCUGAUCGUUCGUAA
Adineta ricciae is the source of this 627-nucleotide messenger RNA. The record is from the annotation of a GenBank genome assembly. Lineage: Eukaryota; Metazoa; Rotifera; Eurotatoria; Adinetida; Adinetidae.